Messenger RNA from Verticillium alfalfae VaMs.102, 669 nucleotides. RefSeq lists its product as hypothetical. The record is from RefSeq and is a predicted model, not a curated record. The transcript has 3 exons. NCBI's taxonomy places the organism in Eukaryota, Fungi, Ascomycota, Sordariomycetes, Glomerellales, Plectosphaerellaceae. Bases 1 to 669 code for a protein of 222 amino acids.
AUGGCGCCGUCUUCACUCUCUCUGGUCUUGCUUGCGGCCGCUUAUGCAACGGCCAACGACGUUCAGUACAUCACAGACUUGAACCUUUACUCUCUGUUGGCACCAUGCGCGCAGAGUGCGCUAUCGCAAAAUGUUCAGAACCAAAUCUCCUCUUGCGGCGAGGGAGUCACUGAGCUGCAGUCUUGUGUUUGCACCAAAGGCAACAACUAUGCCGACAUUUCGACCGCCAUAUCCAGCUCGCUGAGCUACAGCUGUGACUCUACAGCGACGGAAGACUUUACGAGCGCAAACGUUGUCUAUUCGGCCUACUGCACACCCGACAAGACGUUUGACCUCCCAACGCCGACGGCAAACAUCGUCUCCGAGAUGAUUACCGACAUGCCCUUGUUCUCCAGCCUUGCGCCCUGCGCUCAGUCAGGCCUGUCCAUAGCUGUCGGCCGCAUGUCCGACAAGUGCCCAGAAGCAGAGAACCAGUACGCGCCAUGCAUCUGCACGCGCAACGAAAACUCGGCCGCCAUCAGCGACGUCAUCAAGUCCAGCGUCUCCUACAACUGCGAGAACACGCACGACAUCACCUCGGCCCAGGCCUUCUUCGCCGCCUACUGUGCCAUGAACGAAGGCACGACCGCCCUCCCCGCGCGCUCUGCCCCGCCCGGCGACCUGUCCUAA